AUGGAAUCAGGAGGUGUUGUUACAUCUUCACCAAUUACAGUUUUGAAUAAAGAUGAUUUGAUGAGUGAUGACCAGAGUGAUAACGAACAUCAAUUACAAUCUGCGGAGAAAAAAGAUGGUGGAACUGUAAAGAGUGAUGCUGGAAAUGGAAGUGUUGGUGAUUCUCACAAUGCAUCGGGAAAUAAUAAUAGCAAUGCCAAUGGUCAUGAUGGUGACGUUGUCACCACUCCGACCCAUCAUCAUAAUAAUAACAACAACAAUAGUAGUAACAAUGGCGAUGGCAGUAGUAAUUCACCCGAUGACAACCAUAGCAAUCAUGAUGACUAUGAUGAUGGUGAUGCAGAUACUCCUAUGCAAAACAACAGCGCCAACAAUAACACCACCAACUCAACAGAUACACCUUCAACAACAAACAAUAAUCAAGAUGAUUACGAUGAUUCCGAUGUUGAUGAUCAGCAUGAACAUGAACAAGAUAGUGAUGAUAUUCGUCCCGCUGUGGAUAGUAGAGUUGUUUCCAGCGGAAAAACUACAUUUAUCAUUAGAAAUAGUAAAGAUAAAGAUGUAAAUAUCAGAAAUGGAGAGAUCACCGAUCCGAAAGAUAAUACAUCAGGUCGACAUUCUUUGGUGUUGGAUAGUGAGGAUAGUGAAUUGAUAGAUAAACAAAAACAGAUAUACAAAGAUGAUAAUAAUGAUAACAGUAGCAAUGAUCAACAACUUGAAAAUAAUGAUGAUGUCAUCCCAACUUCCUCACCUACAGUACCCAUACAACCACACCCUGAGAAAUCAGCUUCAACUACCAAUCAUUCAAAUUCAAGUGAUCAUGAGAGCGAACCGUCCAUUGUUAACUCCAACCAAAGUGCACACCACCACCACCAAAAGUCAAGUGUCUACCAUGCAAUGACACAAAGUCCAGAACUAUUGUCGGCAGCCGGUGGAGAAGAUGGUUCGAAAUCCAAUCAAGAUCUGCUUACACUAAAGCAAUUCUUGAUUCACUCUAACAAGUCCACUACAAAGGAACACAGUCAAGACGGUCAAGCGGAGGACGAGGUGAUGUCAGAUCAGGGUGCAGAGGAGAGUCUUGUCCAACUUACCAAUCAACAUGUAAACACUUAUCAAAGAGACGGAGUAAUGACCAACAACAACAACAAGAAAUCCAAUAGUAAUGCUACUCGUGAGAAGCUUAUCAUGUUGGAUAACAAUGGCGGAGUACAUUCAUUACCAUCAGUGGCAUCGUCUUCAUCUUCUUCAAAGACUCCCAUUAACUUGCAUAGUGAAGAGGAUCUGGUACCAGCCGGUGGAAGUGGACGUAUUACUCCACAACACCCAAGUGGUGGUUCCUCCCACAAAUCCAACGCUCAAUUCAAUAGUAUGAUGUCUACAAUACCACCUCAACAGCAGCAGCAACAACAAGGCAUGUUACCUUCGAGUGGCAGAGGUAGAAAGAGAUCGCAAUCAGCAGAUGAAAAAGUUUUGAAACCAUCUACCGGAAUUAUAUAUCCGCAACAUCCAGGUCAUGUUGCUGUCAACAAGAGUAGCGAUAAACUAUUUAUGCAGUAUAAUCCACAACAACAGCAACUACCACAUCAGUUGCUUGAGCAGCAUAUACAGUUACAACAGCAUCAACAACAACUUCAAAUACAACAACAUCAACAACAAGAACAUCCACAACAAGACCAAUCAUCUUCCCGGAAUCAUGCUCAGCAACAACAACAACUUCAACAACAACAACAGCAGCAAUAUCAACUACGUCAACAACAGCAACAACAUGGACAAUCUCAAUCUCAUCGUUCCAAUGUAUCUCAAAGUAGUCCAGGUGAACUUGAUAUCUCACAAACCAAGAAAAGAAGAACUCAAGAGUUAACAAGACAACUUAUAGAUUCACAACCUUCGGAGACUUCAUUAUCUACAUCUCCCUUUGGCUUAUCAAUACAACUUAGAGAACUAUUAAUUAAAGUUGAAAGAUUGGAGAGAGAAAGAGAAAUAAUAAUUGCUGAGAAUAAAAAGUUGAAAAAAGAAAUAAAUGAAUUGGAAUCACUUGGACAAAGAGCGACAUCCACUAUAGGUCAACUAAUGGACGACACCACAAAAUUGAAACACAGUAGAGAACUACUUGCAAAUCGUAACUUUUUACUACAACAAACCAGCAAUGUAAUUCAAAAUCAAUUGAAAACUCUUUUAUCAUGUUGUGGCAAUAGCACUCAAACAAAUCGUUAA
Molecule: messenger RNA, 2214 nt
Organism: Heterostelium album PN500
Lineage: Eukaryota; Evosea; Eumycetozoa; Acytosteliales; Acytosteliaceae
Exons: 2
Coding region: 1-2214 (737 amino acids)
Source: RefSeq, a predicted model, not a curated record